This is a messenger RNA of Mucor mucedo, 1214 nucleotides long. RefSeq lists its product as uncharacterized. The record is from RefSeq and is a predicted model, not a curated record. Gene Ontology annotation, biological process: carbohydrate metabolic process. Bases 72 to 1040 code for a protein of 322 amino acids. Gene Ontology annotation, molecular function: chitin deacetylase activity. Lineage: Eukaryota; Fungi; Mucoromycota; Mucoromycetes; Mucorales; Mucoraceae. Gene Ontology annotation, cellular component: membrane. The transcript has 6 exons.
CUACCGUUGCAACCACUACCACCUCAACUUAUCCUGCCGAUGGCGCAAAGCCUGUUCCUAAACCUGAAUGGAUGGAGCUCAUCAAAAACGCAAAUAUCACAAAUGCACCCAUCUUGAAAAGCAAUGGCGAUGAUGGACCUAGUACCAGUGGCACUGAUAAUUACUGCGAUUGGGCUAAAUCCGGAUGUAUGGGCUCAAGUAUCGGUGAUUGUCCUAAAGGUCAAUGGGGUCUUACUUACGAUGAUGGACCAUCGGAUGUCUCUCCCAUGUUGUAUGACUUCUUAAAGACAACGAACCAAAAGGCAACCCUCUUCAUGAUUGGAUCCAACGUGCGUAAAUAUCCCGCUACUGUAAAGCGUGCAUUUGACGAAGGUCAUGAGAUUGCUAUUCAUACUUGGACUCACAGCUAUAUGACUACACUCACCAAUGAACAAAUCGUUGCUGAACUGAAAUGGACUGAAUUAGCCAUUAAAGAAAUUACUGGUGUUUCCCCUCGUUUAUUCAGACCUCCUUAUGGUGAUAUCGAUGAUCGUGUUAGAGAUAUCGGAACAGCUCUUGGUUUCACUUCCGUAAUUUGGGAUCAUGAUACAAAUGAUUGGAUGCUUGCUGAAAAAGUUCCUGGCUUUAAAUCUGAAUGGAUUGAUGGUAACUUUACUGAAUGGGCUGGCGAAGCAAAUACUUCUUCUACUGGUGGUCUUUCUUUAGAGCAUGAUAUUAUGUUGGUGACUGUACAAGCUGCCAUCAAGAACUUGCCCAUUCUUCAGGCUGCAUACAAAGUUGUCACUGUAGGUCAAUGUGCUGGUGUAUCCUCUUAUAAGGAAACCAAUGUGACAUUACCUGUAAACGCUUCUGCUGUUUCCUCUUCCAUUCUUCCUGCUGCCACUUCUUCUUCUGUUGCAGCAGUGAUUCCUGCCGCUGCACCCACUACCGCUCCCAGUUCAGCCGUGGCUGCUAUCUCGGAUGCCAACGCCGGAACCGCGCUUCGUGUCUCUGUUAUUUUACCCAUUGCAGUGUUUAUUUCCACUCUUAUCUUUGCUUAAUUCCCCCCCUCCCUCCCCCAUUUUGUGCUUUCAUUUCAUAUUUAUUUAACAGUUAUUUUUUUUUUGUAUUAUCUACAUCCUCUUCUUUUUUUUUUUCUUUUUUUUUGGGCUCUCCCACUUUCAUUAGAAUAAUAAAUAACAAAAAAAAAAGUUGGUUACCUCCCAAAAAAAAAG